Dendrobium catenatum is the source of this 1347-nucleotide messenger RNA. RefSeq lists its product as uncharacterized. The transcript has a single exon. The coding region runs from base 1 to 1347 and encodes 448 amino acids. The record is from RefSeq and is a predicted model, not a curated record. NCBI's taxonomy places the organism in Eukaryota, Viridiplantae, Streptophyta, Magnoliopsida, Asparagales, Orchidaceae.
AUGCAAGAAAAUUUGAAUGAAAUAGGGAAGAAAAAACAACAAGCCCAAGAGGAGUUAGAGCAGAACACAACUGUGUUUGUGGAUGAAAAUAUGGAAGAAGAAAGAGGCUCUUCAUCACUUCCCAAAUCACAAUCCUCUGAUGCACACCAUGAAGGCACUAAUAGAGGGAAGAGAAAGCUAGAUAACAUAGACAAUUUUUUUGCACCAAGAACUAGAGCAGGUUCUCAGCCAUCAUUGAAAAGUGUAAUGGCAUCCAAAGAAGCCAUUCACCGUGCUGAUUUAGCUGUUGCACGGUGGUUUUAUGAUAUUUGCAUUCCAUUGAAUGCCAUAAACUCUAAUUUUGCUCAAAAGGCAAUUGAUGCUAUAGCUGCAAUUGGACCUGGAUACAAAUUGCCUUCAUACUACAAAUUGAGAGUUAAUCUGCUACGAGAUUGUAAAGAGGAAUGCAGGUUGUUGAUUGAUUCAUACAAACGAUCUUGGUCAGAAAUAGGUUGCACACUUAUGGCUGAUGGCUGGACAGAUAACAGGAAUAGAACCUUGAUUAAUUUUCUUGUGUACUGUCCAAGGGGUGUAGCUUUUUUGAAAUCUGUGGAUGCAUCUGAUAUCACGAAGGAUGCCAAGACUUUAUGUUCAUUAUUUUGUGAAGUUGUUGAAUGGAUAGGGCCACAUAAUGUUGUGCAGCUUGUGACAGAUAAUGCUGCAAACUACAAGAAGGCGGGGGAACUACUACAUGAAAGAUUUGGCAACAUAUAUUGGUCUCCAUGCUCUGCUCAUUGUUUAAAUCUCAUUCUUAAAGAUAUUGGAAAUAUGUCUCAUAUUCAAGAUCUAGCACAAAGAGCAUCAAAAGUUACCAUUUUUGUGUAUAACCAUGUUUUUGUUUUAGCAUGGCUAAGAAAAAGAGAUGGUUGGAAAGAAAUUAUUAGGCCUGGAGCAACUAGAUUCGCUACAACAUUCAUCACUUUGAAAAGCAUGGCUGAUCACAAGCUUGACUUACAGGCUUUCAUAACAAGUAAAGUUUUCUUUGAUUCAAAGAUAUCCAAAACAGUAAAAGGGAAAGAGGUAUCAGCUAUCAUUUUGGAUAAUAAGUUUUGGAAUGACUGUUUGCUAACUUCCAAAUUAUCUGGGCCUUUAAUUCGGUUAUUGAGAAUUGUAGAUUCUGAUGAGAAACCAUCUCUGGGCUUUCUUUAUGAUGGCAUGUACAAGGCAAGGAAAGCUAUUAAGUUAAUGUUUAGAAAUGCCAAAAGGAUGUAUAAACCUUACACAAGUAUUAUAAAGAGGAGAUGGGAUAGGCAGUUAAGACAAGGCAUACAUUGUGCAGCUUAUUUUCUUAAUCCACAUUUUCAGUAA